UGUGUGAUGACGUGUCAUAACUUCGAACCCCGUUCAAAGAUGCCCGGCCAUUCUGAGGGUGAACCAAAAGCUUGAUGAUGUAAAAUGAUCAAUCUUUAACUACGAGACGGGAAGACAAAUGCAUUUCAAAAGACAUGUUACUGGUCUUAUAUUUUGUUUCUUUUAUGUAGUAUCGUAUUUCACGAAUAAGUAUGUCCUGUCUGUCUUGAAAUUUACAUAUCCAACCCUAUUUCAGGGAUGGCAGACUUUUAUUGGGGGCCUGCUGCUUCUGCUCUCUGGGAAGCUUGGAUUGGUGGAUAUAAGUGGCUUUCCCAGGUCAGCAGCACUUUCCUGGCUUCCGGGAUCCCUCCUGUUUGUAGGGAAUAUUUAUGCUGGGUCCAGAGCUCUUUCAUGCUUGCCUAUCCCUUUCUUCUUCACUCUUCACAAUGCUUCUGAAGUGGUGAAUUGCCUGAUCCUGAAGUUAACCCAGAUGGAGCGAAUUCCAUGGAUGAAGCUAUUAAGUGUGAGUCUGCUGUUGAUGUCGGCCAUCAACCUCCCCCUCUAUGACCCUCAGUUUGACUCUGGUGGUUACAUGUGGGCCUUGGCACAUCUCUUCUGUGUUGGUGCCUAUAGAGUGUUCCAGACACACUUCAAGUCCAGUCAUUUGAGUGACCUUGAACAACAAUACAUCAACUAUUUGUUCAGUGUGUUGCUGUUGGCCUUCGCUGCACACCCUACUGGUGACCUAUUUGGUGCCUUGGAAUUCCCUUUCCUCCUGUCCCCAAGAUUUCACAGUGGCUGUUGUGCCAGUGCCUUGUUGGGUUUUUUCUUGCUGUUGGCAUCAGUCAAACUAAAGAGUGGUUUACCCCUUGAGCACUGCGGGGUCUGGAUCUUUUUGUCCAAGGUGUUUGCCACAUGCCUAUCCCCACUUGUUUUUAACAUUGAAGUUAACACGUCAACUUUCUGCUGUGUUUUCUUCAGCCAUGUUGGAGAAGCCCUGCUGGUGUACUCUGAAAGUACUUCCCAAGUGCGAUGAGACCUUUGCGAAAGAAACUACU
Messenger RNA from Salvelinus fontinalis (brook trout), 1037 nucleotides. It is a transcript of the gene slc35d4, whose product is annotated as transmembrane protein 241. The transcript has 14 exons. NCBI's taxonomy places the organism in Eukaryota, Metazoa, Chordata, Actinopteri, Salmoniformes, Salmonidae. The record is from RefSeq and is a predicted model, not a curated record. Gene Ontology annotation, cellular component: Golgi apparatus. Bases 119 to 1015 code for a protein of 298 amino acids. Gene Ontology annotation, molecular function: antiporter activity.